This is a messenger RNA of Epinephelus fuscoguttatus (brown-marbled grouper), 2624 nucleotides long. RefSeq lists its product as uncharacterized. Bases 1 to 2199 code for a protein of 732 amino acids. Lineage: Eukaryota; Metazoa; Chordata; Actinopteri; Perciformes; Serranidae. The transcript is spliced from 12 exons. The record is from RefSeq and is a predicted model, not a curated record.
AUGAAUGGAAGUCAGUACAUCUGGAUCCUCAUUGGUCAUCUUCUCCAGAAUGUGGCACUGAAUAAAAAAGCCGUCCAGUCUUCAGUAGGCUUCGGUGAUGCUGCCAGGGCAGUUGAUGGCAACAAAGACCCAAGAUUAACAAGCAAAACCUGUAUCCACACCAAAGAAGAAUCUGAUCCCUGGUGGAGAGUAGACUUACAGAAUGUGUACAAAAUUGCUGCUGUAACAAUAACCAACAGAAAAGAACACAGUCACAGGCUGAAUGGUGCCGAAAUCUGGAUUAAAAACUCAAUAGAGACCAAUGACACCAAAAGCAUCAGAUGUGCAGUCAUCUCUCACAUCCCAAGCGAACAAACAGUCUACUUUCCAUGCAGCGCUGCAGAGGGACGCUACGUCAUGGUGCUUGUCCGAGGAAGCAAGAAGGUUUUGAGUCUUUGCGAAGUUGAGGUGUUCCCUGAAAACUAUGCACAUCCUUUAUCCAACGUGGCACUGAAAGGAGAUGCCACCCAGUCAUCAACGCUGUCUUCCGCUACUGCCUCCAAAGCCAUCGAUGGGAGACGGAACUCAUACUACAGCCAGGGGUCCUGUAGCCACACUGCCGAGAAAAAGACCAACCCCUGGUGGAGGGUGGACCUGCGACGGACAUAUAUAGUCAAUUCUGUCAAAAUCACUAACAGAAGAGACUGCUGUGCCGAGAGACUGGAUGGAGCUGAGAUUCGAAUUGGGAACUCCCUGGAGAACAACGGAAACAGUAACCCCAGGUGUGCUACCAUCGCCCACAUCAGAGCGGGUAAAACCAACACAUACUACUGUGAUGGCGGCAGCAUGGAGGGUCGUUUUGUGAAUGUGAUUAUCCCUGGAGAGGGCAAGACUCUCACCCUGUGCGAAGUUGAGGUGUUCCCUGAAAACUAUGUACAUCCUUUAUCCAACGUGGCACUGAAAGGAGAUGCCACCCAGUCAUCAACGCUGUCUUUCGCUACUGCCUCCAAAGCCAUCGAUGGGAGACGGAACUCAUACUACAGCCAGGGGUUCUGCAGCCACACUGCCGAGAAAAAGACCAACCCCUGGUGGAGGGUGGACCUGCGACGGACAUAUAUAGUCAAUUCUGUCAAAAUCACUAACAGGGGAGACUGCUGUGCCGAGAGACUGGAUGGAGCUGAGAUCCGCAUUGGGAACUCCCUGGAGAACAACGGAAACGGUAACCCCAGGUGUGCUACCAUCGCCCACAUCAGAGCGGGUAAAACCAACACAUACCACUGUGAUGGCGGCAGCAUGGAGGGUCGCUUUGUGAAUGUGAUUAUCCCUGGAGAGGGCAAGACUCUUACCCUGUGCGAAGUGGAGGUGUAUGCUGCCCCAAAAGCUGUCAGUGGGUGUAGAGGUGGAAUAGUUGACCGCUGCUGUAGCCAGACUUUGGAACAGUAUGAACCCUGGUGGAGAGUAGACUUGUUAGCUGUGCACAAGGUCAGUGCCAUCACCAUCAUCAACAGGCGAGACUGUUGUACUGACAAACUUAGGGGGGCACAGAUCCGCAUUGGGAACACACCGUCAACCUAUGGCUUCAUAAACCCCAGAUGUGGUACUAUCUCAUCAACGGAUGAUACGUCAAUGUACACCUUUGACUGCGCAGGCAUGAAAGGUCGCUACAUCAAAGUGAUUAUUCCAGGAGAUUCUAAGGUGCUGACACUGUGUGAAGUGGAAGUGUUCGCUUCGGCAGUUAUCACGCCCUCUCCUCCUCUUCCUCCGCCUCCACCCCCUCCGGCUGUGAGCGUGCUGCUGAGCGGCAGGAACGUGACAGUGGUGGGAGAGAGGCUGUGCUGGGCCGAUGCUCUGUUCUUCUGCAGACGUCAUCACUGGGAUCUACUUAGCCUUCGCAGCCAGGAAGAGCAGAGCGAGGUGGAGCAGCUGCUGAGCCGCAGUCCUUUCCCUCUCACAGACUAUGUUUGGCUUGGGUUGCGCAGAUACCUAAUGGGUGACAGGUGGUUCUGGAUGUCUGGCGAUUCCAUGAAAUUCACCAAAUGGCGGCGAGAUUCUGCCCCUAACCGUUACUCCAGCCCCUGUGGAGGUAUGGCCAGAGGAGAGCUCUUCCUGUGGGAGGACCAGCCUUGUGGGAAGCACCUUAAUUUCAUUUGCCAGUCAGGUGCUGAGAGUGGAACACAACGAGUCUAUUUCUACAGCACAAGGAAAGCCGCAGAUCCUUAGUUAGGGUUAAUAAUCAAGGCAUUCUCACUCCCAACUCGUCAUAUACGGCAGCUCAGUCAGGAGCACUUUAGUAUUUCCAUUUGUAGUUUAACAUUUGGCAGUAUGGCUGUGUUCUGGGGCCUCUUUGCUUUUCCUAGGCCUAUGCAGAAAGCCUCUUCCACGCACCUACGUGGUAAGCCUAAGACAGGGAGAGCACACUGCCCUUCCAUGCGCCUAAGUGGAAAGCUUAAGGCUGAGAGAGCACACCUCUCUGCCCUUCCAUGCGCCUAAGUGGAAAGCUUAAGGCCGAGAGAGCACACCUCUCUGCCCUUCCACCCUUCCUAAGGGCCACUGUCCAAGCAGCUGUAUUUAAGGAGCUGGGAGUGAGAACAUGUUGUACUAUUAGAAUCUGUAUUUUUAAGUUAGCUAGGAAAUAGCGACUAUAA